CCUUCAGUGUGAAAUCUCUUCACCGUCUCCUUCCCUUCGCCUUCUUCUGCUUCUGCUUCUCCCUCCUUCCGCCAUUUUUAGCAGAGCUUCCUUCUCCAUAUCAAUGGCUUAAACCCUCCAAUAUCAUCACAAAAACCCGCGAACUAUGGGCGACACCAAACGGAAGAGAGGCCGCAAGCCGAAAUCCACCCCCAAAAGCCCCUCCCAGGAUGCCCUAGAUUUGCCGUCCACAGCUGCGGCAGCGGCGGCGGUUGAAGAGGUCUUAUCCGUCGGCAGCGUCGAUCUCAUCGAGCCCUCAGCAUCUGACCACCGCCGCCGCGGGGGCCGCCCGAAGAAGCGGUCCAAGUCGGUCCAGAAGUCGGAACCUUCCUCUCCAGUGGUUUCUCCCUCGCGGAGGGCGGUACCCCGGGCGGUUGAAAAUGGCGACCUUGCCCUCAUUCAUUGCGAUUCGGUGGGCCCCGCGGAGGCAGCUGCGAGGAUGGUGCCCGCCAUGGACGCGGUGGUGAAGGUCUUCUGCGUGCACACGGAGCCGAAUUUCUCUCUCCCGUGGCAGAGGAAGAGGCAGUAUAGUAGUAGCAGUAGCGGGUUCGUGAUAAAGGGGAGGAGAGUUCUGACGAACGCCCACUCGGUGGAGCAUUAUACCCAGGUGAAGGUGAAGAAGAGAGGGUCUGAUACUAAGUACCUUGCGAAGGUAUUAGCCAUUGGAACUGAAUGCGACAUUGCUAUGCUUACUGUUGAUGAUGAUGAAUUCUGGGAAGGAGUCUUGCCAGUAGAGUUCGGGGAGCUGCCUGCCCUUCAAGAUGCUGUGACGGUCGUGGGCUAUCCUAUUGGUGGUGACACGAUAUCUGUGACAAGUGGGGUGGUAUCGCGGAUUGAGAUCUUAUCUUAUGUUCAUGGGUCAACCGAGCUUCUUGGCCUGCAGAUUGAUGCUGCGAUAAACUCGGGGAAUUCAGGUGGGCCAGCCUUCAGUGAUAAGGGUAACUGUGUGGGCAUUGCAUUUCAAUCACUUAAACAUGAGGAUGCGGAGAAUAUCGGUUAUGUCAUACCAACACCUGUGAUCAUGCACUUCAUUCAAGACUACGAGAAGAAUGGAGCAUAUACUGGUUUUCCGAUUCUUGGAAUUGAGUGGCAGAAAAUGGAAAAUCCGGAUCUGCGCAUGGCAAUGGGCAUGAAGUCUGAUCAGAAGGGUGUUCGCAUUAAGAGAAUAGAUCCGACCUCUCCGGAGCAUGCAGUUUUAAAACCAUCUGACAUCAUUCUCGGCUUCGAUGGUGUUGAUAUUGCCAAUGAUGGAACAGUUCCUUUCCGGCAUGGUGAGAGAAUAGGCUUUAGUUAUCUCGUCUCGCAAAAGUAUACUGGGGAUAAUUCGGUGAUCAAAGUUCUGCGGAAGUCCAAGAUUCUUACUUUUGAUGUGAAACUUGCCUCCCACAGGAGACUCAUCCCUUCUCACAACAGAGGCAGACCUCCUUCUUAUUAUAUUAUUGCUGGCUUUGUGUUCUCAACAGUUUCUGUCCCCUAUCUUCGGUCUGAGUAUGGGAAGGAUUAUGAAUAUGAAGCUCCAGUCAAACUUUUGGACAAACUCUUGCACUCUAUGCCGCAAUCGCCUGACGAGCAGCUUGUCGUAGUUUCUCAGGUUCUUGUGGCUGAUAUCAAUAUUGGGUACGAGGAUAUUGUCAACACUCAGGUUCUUGCUUUCAAUGGUAAGCCUGUGAAGAACCUCAAGAGCUUGGCAAGCAUGGUAGAGAGCUGUGAGGAGGAGUUCUUGAAGUUCGAUCUUGAAUACCAACAGAUUGUAGUUCUGAGAACAAAAGUUGCCAAAGAAGCAACCCUCGAUAUCCUCAAAACCCACUGCAUACCAUCGGCGAUGUCUGAUGAUCUGAAGACUUAAAAGCCGUAUAUUCAUUUGACUACUAUGGCUGUACUUUUCCUCUCUGGAUGUUGAUUUUGGUGGGAUCCGGGAACAGGAAAAGCUCAAAGGCCACACCAUCAUGAUUUUUGCUAGAGGUAUAGCUUAUCUUAUAGAUCGGCUGUUGCUUCCUGUCUGGGUUCUACCUAUCGGGUUUUGUAGGUCUCUGGGUUUAGUGAGGGAGAGCUGGACGGCCUCUCCGGGAAUAGGCAUUGGGUUUCAGAAAGCCAAACAAGGGUAUAGGAUCUGAGUGGUUAUGUUGAGCUGGUAGUUACAUCAGAGUGCUGGAUAAUUGUCAUUCGUUGGAAUCUCGAUCGAGUGAAAAACAUUUGAAUUUGUCCGAGCUUGCAGCAUCACGUAUCUUCAAAGUUUCCCAGGGAAAAGUGGUUGUGCAGGUUGAAAUCGAAUCUAACGUCUGAAGUUCCUUUCGGAGGCA
This is a messenger RNA of Punica granatum (pomegranate), 2339 nucleotides long. NCBI's taxonomy places the organism in Eukaryota, Viridiplantae, Streptophyta, Magnoliopsida, Myrtales, Lythraceae. The record is from RefSeq and is a predicted model, not a curated record.